Aspergillus homomorphus CBS 101889 is the source of this 873-nucleotide messenger RNA. Its product is annotated as alpha/beta fold hydrolase. Lineage: Eukaryota; Fungi; Ascomycota; Eurotiomycetes; Eurotiales; Aspergillaceae. The coding region runs from base 1 to 534 and encodes 177 amino acids. Gene Ontology annotation, molecular function: triacylglycerol lipase activity. The record is from RefSeq and is a predicted model, not a curated record. Gene Ontology annotation, biological process: glycerolipid catabolic process. The transcript has 2 exons.
AUGUCAAGUCACACCAUAGCAAGACAGACCCCGCCCAAUGGAUUCCGAGACACCCGACUACGAAAGACUCCCACUGACGGUGGAGGGGACCUCUCAGCAGAUAUCCGCGCUGAUCCGGCGCGGCCCCAGACCCGCUAUCCUGUGGCUCCACGGCUUCGGCCCUGCAAGGAAGAGCUGCACGAUCUAGUCUUCCAGCGAUCGCUGAAAGACCACACGUUCAUCGCCUACGAUGCGCCCGGGUGCGCUGCCACCAUGGCCGCUGAUCCGACCAAAGCCACCAUUGCAUUCAUGGUCGCCACCGCCGAGGCAGUCCUGCAACACUAUCGCAUCGACCGCCUCCAUCUCAUCGGCCACUCAAUGGGCGGACUCACGGCCCUGAUACUGGCCGAUAAAUACCCGGACCGCAUCAUCAGCUUCGUCGAUAUCAAGGGCAACCUCGCCCCGGAAGACUGUUUCCUCAGCCGCCAGAUCUUCACCCACCUGGGCUUCCGCCUCGGAGGAAUUCCUCGAGCUCUUCAUCAAGCGCAUCCGUGACAGCCCCGCGUAUUCGAACGCCUUGUACGCGUCGCCGCUGCACGGGCGCGUCCGUCCGCCUGCUAUUGAGCCUAUCUUCAAACCUAUGGUGGAGCUGUCCGAUGCAGGCGAUCUGCUGGACAGCUUUCUGGCGCUGAAGUGUCCGUUGAUGCUUAUAUAUAGUGAACUGAACCGCGACUUGCCGUAUCUGGGCACUUGCGGGAGCACGGGGUCGCUUUGGCUAAGAUUUCUCAGAGUGGACACUUCCCGAUGUAUUCGAACCCGGUGGAGAUGUUCGGUCGGAUUGUGGGUUUUAUGAAACGCACGACUGGCGUGUAGAAGUUCAAGAUUAUGAUAGAU